Messenger RNA from Suillus clintonianus, 539 nucleotides. Its product is annotated as Mss4-like protein. Bases 19 to 480 code for a protein of 153 amino acids. The transcript has 2 exons. Gene Ontology annotation, molecular function: carbon-sulfur lyase activity. NCBI's taxonomy places the organism in Eukaryota, Fungi, Basidiomycota, Agaricomycetes, Boletales, Suillaceae. The record is from RefSeq and is a predicted model, not a curated record.
CAUCGAUAUCCCGAACUUAUGAUGCACGUCGCACUCUUGCAAGGCAGUUGUUUUUGCCAGGCCGUUUCAUAUACCGUCUCUGCUCGUCCAGUUUUGAGCGCGUAUUGUCAUUGUACGAGCUGCCAGAGAUUGACUUCGUGUCCAUUCGUUCAUACUAUACAUUUCGACGCUGCUGCAUUUACAUGGACCCAUCAAGAACCCCACGAGUCUCAAUUAGAUUCCUACGACAAUUUCCUCAAGCCAUACAAGCGACGGUACAGGUGCAAAUCCUGCGGUGUUGGGGUUGCGUCCGUCAACUCCCAGACCAGCCGCGUUAGUAUAUGGGGUGCAACUUUGAAUAGGAAUGAGGAGGGGAAGAUAGUCGGCUGGGACAUUGCCAAGCCGACUGCUCACCAGUUCUAUGGAACACGGAUGCUGGAUGUUAAUGAUGAUUUGAGUAAAUGGGAAGGAUAUGAAUUGAAAUCAGAAAAACUGGAUUAGAUACCAAUGUUAAUGACGAGCUCGUUAUUCGAAAUGACACGGAGCAAGGCGCCGUCCCG